Mangifera indica (mango) is the source of this 1515-nucleotide messenger RNA. Its product is annotated as D-aminoacyl-tRNA deacylase. The transcript is spliced from 10 exons. The record is from RefSeq and is a predicted model, not a curated record. The coding region runs from base 166 to 1122 and encodes 318 amino acids. Gene Ontology annotation, biological process: D-amino acid catabolic process. Lineage: Eukaryota; Viridiplantae; Streptophyta; Magnoliopsida; Sapindales; Anacardiaceae. Gene Ontology annotation, molecular function: D-aminoacyl-tRNA deacylase activity.
CAAAAUUAAUAAUAUUAAAUGAACCGACAAAGAUAAAUCGGUGGGCAUAUUUUGAAAUGGAUGAGACGUUGUUUUUGAAACCAGGGCUGUGAAAUUGUUUCCGACUAUUUUUAAAGAAAUCCUUAUAUUCUUGCCCCAUUUUGUGUAUGAUUGAAUCGCGGGGGAAUGAAAAUGGUGUCUCUGAUUGUCGCCACCACAAUCGAUCCAGCCUCCAUAAACCCAGCCAAAGCGCUCUUGUCCAUGCCUGGCUGGCGCCCCGGUCCUUCCUUACAGGAAAUAAAGAGCUUUGCCAAUCAGGAUGUGAGAGUUUUACAACACGACAAAAGCAUCGUGGUGGAGGAUGAUUUAGACAACCGUUGGGAGGAAGCUACUGGUGAAAUAGUAAACGAAGUCAUAUUUCUCAGCAGACACACUGCCGUUUCGAACCGUCCUGCUCUCACUGUUCACCCAAUCGGGGUGCCUCAUUUACGUGAAGGAGAUGCGUUGCCGCAGGGUGGCAGGCCUGGGUGGGCCGCGCCACCAAAUCCAAGAAUUGGUCCCUGGCUCAGACUCUUAAAGAAAAUCGCUGUCUCUCAUAAUUUAGUUCCUGAAUUUGAGAUUACAUUGGAGGGUACACAUCAUGGGCCGAUAACAAAUAAGCCGACUUUGUUUGUUGAGAUUGGUAGUACAGAGGAAUAUUGGCAGAGACAGGAUGCUGCCCAAGUUGUUGCUGAGUUAAUUUGGGAAGGACUUGGUCUUGGGGAAGGUGUGGCUGUAGGAAAUUGGAGCAGGGAGAAUGACAAGAAGAAGGUUCUUCUUGGGAUAGGUGGAGGACAUUAUGCACCUCGACAUAUGGACAUAGUUAUGAAAGGUGAUGUUUGGGUAGGCCAUCUACUCUCUGGAUAUUCAUUGCCAAUGGAAGAGCCAAGCCAGUUAAAAGCAGAUACUGAUGCCAAAGAUAUUGGUGGAACAUGGAAGCAGGCCAUUAAAGAAGCUUUUGAGGCUACCAAAACAGCUUUUCCUGGUGGGGAAAUUCUGGCACAUCUUGAUCAGAAGAGUUUCAAGGGCUGGCAGAAAAAUGCCAUUUUUGGAUAUCUCAGUGAUCUGAAUAUCAAAGUUGGGAAGCCAAAUGACUUCUUCUGAAUUCUCAACGUUCCUCUCGCCUUCUUUCCCAGUUGCAAAAUCAUCGACCUAUCAUAUUUUUGUUGCCUCUGGGGGACUGAGUAUGAAAUCUCAUAAAAUACAUUAAAUAAAAGGAUAGAACUAUGCAUACAAACAAAUUAUACAAAUUUAUUUGUAUAAACUGAAGUGAUAAUUUGAAAUUGAGUAUUGUGAUUGUUUAUUCUUUUUCUCAUUUUAAAAUCAUUUAUUCAGGUAUUAUCACUUCAUUUGUAUAGAAGAAUUGUAUAAUUUAUUUGCACAAAAGGGUUUGAACAAUUUAUUUGUAUUGUAAUACUACUUUAAAUAAUUUCUUUAUCCGAGACUCAGAUAUGUAUCCUACCUAUUAAAGUCUAAGAUUAAACAAUUAUAAACUAA